This is a messenger RNA of Fimicolochytrium jonesii, 2125 nucleotides long. RefSeq lists its product as uncharacterized. NCBI's taxonomy places the organism in Eukaryota, Fungi, Chytridiomycota, Chytridiomycetes, Spizellomycetales, Powellomycetaceae. Gene Ontology annotation, molecular function: RNA polymerase II transcription regulatory region sequence-specific DNA binding; DNA-binding transcription factor activity, RNA polymerase II-specific. The transcript is spliced from 4 exons. Gene Ontology annotation, cellular component: nucleus. The record is from RefSeq and is a predicted model, not a curated record. The coding region runs from base 465 to 2033 and encodes 522 amino acids. Gene Ontology annotation, biological process: regulation of transcription by RNA polymerase II.
CAUUGCUUGUAAAAUAGAGAACCAUUAUGGAUACUUUUCAGUGCCGCUAAGGCCUAUGCAAACGAAGGCGACGCUGAACUGCACACUGGCCUGCAAAGUGGCUGAACUGUUGUUAACCAAGGGUGAACUCCGCAAAAAUUGGCCAGUUGCAAACCUCUUCCGCCCUAACCAUUCCCCUACAGGAGAGGCGGGGCUCAGACGCACGGCCCGCCGGCGAACACUUGCGACACUUGCGACACUUGGGACACUCACCGUCUGGGUUCUAGCUGUAGUUACCGGAGUCUAUGUCAGUGUAGCCCCGCUCGGCAGUCCAACGUCAAGUCCGCCUUCAAGCGAAAACGCCGUGUGUCAUUCCGCGCGAAGGACUUCGAAGCUUUGGCCUCAGUCCGACCGACGAACGAGGUUUCCCACACAGACAGACAGACAGGCAGACAGGCAGGCAGACACUUCUCCGUUGGUGAGCCAUGGCCGUCGAGGUGCAACGUCUGCCUAGUAGCAGCCUCAGUGGGCAACAGUCGCUGCUGCACCACAACCAGCCAGAGGUCAACAAUGCAGCGGUGGCUCCUACGGCGGCUACUGCCGCCAAACGAGUGCAGCCAGUUCGAGCUGCAAAGUCUCCGCCAAAGGUUUCCACUACUAUCUCCAACGCUACGGCACUUCCACCGGCUCCCGCCUUUCCCGCUGUACAGCGUAGCACUCCUCUGAAACGAAAGCUUGUGCAGUUUGACCUGGUCGACCCUUCGCACUCCCACGACUCCCAAUGGGAAACGGACGAGGACAGGGACCAAGGGAAGCGACGGAAAUUAGAUAGCAGUAGUGAAGUGGAGACCACAGAGGACGAAGGCCUUGCGAGCUCCUCGGAAUCGGAAAGACCCUAUGUGUGUGCUAUCAAAGGGUGUGGACGGGCGUUCAAGAAGUCCAGCAAACUGAGGAGGCACGAGAGGACGCACAGCAACGAGCGACCUUUCAAAUGCCCUGCUAAGGGUUGUGGCAAAUCAUACCUUCGAAGCGAGCAUCUUGUCAGGCAUGCGUUGGUGCACGCAUCAAAUGAAGAGGAUCAGAAACCGCAUCGCUGUGAGGCGGAAGACUGUGGGCAAGGAUUUGCUACGAGAUACCACCUGAAUCGACAUAUGAAGACGCACGGAACACCGAAACCAUAUCAGUGCACCUUCCCUUCCUGUCUCGCCCGCUUCGCCAAACACAACCAACUCCGCCUCCACAGCUGCGUCCACACCGGCAAAAAACCAUACCCCUGCACAUUCUCAACCUGCGACAAAUCGUUCACGACAGCGCAAAAGCUGCGAAAUCACCAAACAACCCACAGCGACACGCCACGGUACCGCUGCGCCCAGCCGCGGUGCGCGACCACGUUUCAUAAAUGGUCGUUAUUACAGCAGCACAUGAAGGAGCAUCAUAAGCCGGACUGUCCCGUGUGCGGAAAGACUUUUACUAGGAAGGAUGUAUUGAGCGAGCAUACGAAGACACACGAUGAUUUGCGGGCGAAGUGGCCCUGUAAUGUGGAUGGAUGCGGAAGGCUUUUCAAGAGCAAAAAAGCACGAACAGUCCAUAACCGCUCAGCGCACGAACAUCUCACACCCUUCACUUGCGAUCACACCGGCUGCAGAGCACAGUUUGCACACAAACAUCUCCUUGUCCGUCAUAAACGCCUUCAUGAAACAAAUACACCCGUCCCCGCAAUCACAUCCACCGCACCCGCUCCCAUCCCCGAACCAAACCCCACCUCUAUCCCUCACCCCACACCCAAUCCAACGUCCACCACCAUCCCCGCUGCUAACCCAACAACGCCUCCACAACCCCGCCGCCGCCGCCGCGACCACAUCCCACCCCCAACCCUCCUCGAAUCUCUCACCGGCCACAACUACGCCGCCGCCUCCACCGGCCGCAAACUGCCCUGCACCAUCCCCAACUGCAAAUUCGUGUUUAGACGCGGGUACGAUCUCAAACGACACUUGCAGGGCGCCCAUGGAGUGGAAGAGAGUGGGGAUGAGGGGGAUGUCGAAGGCGCGGAGUGAAUGGGGGCGUGGGAAUGCGCACUCUUGUAGAGAGGAAGUAAGAGGGUGGGUGGGAAUCGCUGUGUCCAUUUUUUAUGUAUGUAGCGUAGCCC